CCUCAAACAGCAAACAGUUACUCUCCUUCCCUCAAUCAGAGUUCAGAGAAGCUGAGAUCAUCAUCAUCGAUCCUCAGGGAUCAUCAAACCCCCCCAAGAUCUCACGAUCUCUGUAAAAUUAAUGGAGAAGAAAACCCAUCUCCAAUUGACUCUCUCGAUCUCUUGCCUCUGCCUUCUUUGGAUCUCUGGAUUGGCCUCAGUUUCUUCCAAGUACUCAUUGGGCAUUGAUCCUAUAGAUGAGAGCUACUACCAAUCCAAUGUAAUUAAAUGUAAGGAUGGGUCGAAGAAAUUCACGAGAGAGGAACUCAAUGAUGAUUUUUGUGAUUGCCCAGAUGGAACUGAUGAGCCAGGGACAUCUGCAUGCCCGGAAGGGAAAUUCUAUUGCAAGAAUGCAGGUCAUAUUCCUGUCACGAUUUUCUCGUCGCGAGUGAAUGACGGGAUUUGCGACUGCUGUGACGGGAGUGACGAGUAUCAUGGAUUAGUGAAUUGUCCAAAUACAUGUUGGGAAGCUGGAAAAGAAGCUAGAGAAAAAUUGAACAAGAGGAUUAAAACAUAUCAAGAAGGAGUCAUCAUACGGAAGAAAGAAGUAGAAAAGGCAAAACAAGAUAUUGCUAGAGAUAAAGAUGACUUAUCAAAGCUGAAGAGUGAGGAGAAGAUACUCAAAGAUCUUGUUGAUAAACUUAAAGAGCAUAAAGAACGAAUAGAGAAGGCAGAGGAGGAAGAACGUUUGAAGAAAGAGAAGGAAGAAGAAAGACUGAAAGAAGCUGAGAGGCAAGCAAAGGAGCAAGAGAAGUCUGAUAAAGUUCAACAUGACCUAGCAGAUGGGGUUCAUGAAGCAUUACCGAAGCAGGAUGUGCCAAAAGAGGAUCAUGAUCCUCAAGGUGAAGCUACUAGAGAUCAUAGCGUUGAAACUGAGUUGUCUGCCAAUCAUUUUGUGGAACAGCAUGUGGAAAAGGGUCAUGAGGCGCAACACAAAUCAGAAAUUACUGAACAUUCUACAAGUGACGGGGAAUCUCCUAGUGAUACAGCAAAUCAGAAUUUAGCUGAAGACCAAGGCAACCUCAUUGAGGAUCGUGGCAAUAAUGGUGGCACUGGAAAUGUUGAGGCAGAUUCAACUUCUGUCAAAGAACAGGAGCAUGGAGGUUCUGAUGAUACUUCAGGGUUAUCAAAAGAAGAGCUGGGUCGUCUUGUGGCUUCUCGUUGGACCGGGGAAAAUGCUGGUGGUAAGUCAGAGGAAGCAGGUAGUAGUACUGUGGAUGACUUAAACCAAGAUUCUACCAAAGAUGAUGGGGAGGAUGACGAUAACGCAUAUACUUCAGAAACAGAUGAAGAUAGGCACAAGUAUGACGAGGACACUUAUGAAGAUGAACUAGAUGAGACAUAUGAAGAUGAUCAUGUAGAUGAUCAUGUAGAGUCUGAGGAAUCAUACUCUGAUGAUGAAAUCCGUGAAGAAGAUGACAACAAUGACUUAUAUAAUAGCCAUUACUCAGAUUCGACUGACUCAACUAGCUCAUCAUGGUUGGAUAAGAUUAAACACACCGUCAACAAUGUUCUAUCAUCUUUCAAUUUUUUCAGGACUCCUGUGGAUCUAUCAGAGGCUGAUCGUGUUAGGAAGGAAUAUGCCGACUCUAAGUCAAAGCUGUCCAAAGUACAAUCAAGAAUAUCCAGUCUUACUGAUAAGCUAAAGCAUGAUUAUGGCAUGGAGAAGGAAUUUUAUUCAUUCCAUGGUCGUUGUUUUGAGAACAAGCAGGGCAAGUAUCUUUACAAAGUCUGUCCAUUUAAACAGGCUUCUCAAGUUGAAGGACAUAGUACUACUCGAUUAGGGAACUGGGAAAAAUUUGAUGAAUCUUACAGAAUUAUGCAAUUCACCAGUGGAGAUAAAUGCUGGAAUGGCCCCGAUAGGAGUUUAAAGGUUAGACUUCGAUGCGGAUUAAAAAAUGAACUAACUGAUGUUGAUGAACCAAGCCGAUGCGAAUAUGUAGCGUUGCUGUCAACUCCUGCCCUUUGUGUAGAAGAUAAGUUAAAGGAACUGCAGCAGAAACUAGAGCAAAUGAAUUCAAGGCAACCUGAGAGCCACGACGAACUUUAAAUUCUUCUGCUCAAAUUAUCAUAUGGCUGAGAGAAAGAAUGCCCAAAUUCAACUAAGAAAUUAUAUUUAUCAUCUAUAUUAUCAAAGAGAUAUCAAUUGGCAUUUGGUGAUUGGAGUUUUGAGCGAUCUCCCAGUUCCCGAUAUUUAAUAGGUUGUAAACUCUAAUGUUAUUUCUUUUCCCCCUUUUUUUGCCACUGUAGAAUACAGAAUGUUGAUUGAGAAUAGGGAAGAACUAGGAGCAUAUGGACAGUGUAAUAAUUAAUUUAGCAAAAAUGAUCAGUCUUUUUAACUCAUUA
Molecule: messenger RNA, 2385 nt
Organism: Asparagus officinalis (garden asparagus)
Lineage: Eukaryota; Viridiplantae; Streptophyta; Magnoliopsida; Asparagales; Asparagaceae
Product: glucosidase 2 subunit beta
Exons: 17
Coding region: 122-2089 (655 amino acids)
Biological process (GO): N-glycan processing
Cellular component (GO): glucosidase II complex
Molecular function (GO): protein binding
Source: RefSeq, a predicted model, not a curated record